AUGGCCGACAAGGGUGAUGUCUCUAGUGUUGCGAAUUCAACCUCUGACCCAACUCCUGUUCCAUCGAAGAUGGUCACGCCUCAGCGGAGCGCGCAAUUCGCCAACAUCCAAUCGCUUUAUGCUGAGAAUAAGGAACCUCCUGCAACUCCAACUUCUCCCUCAGAUGGUGGCGGUGAGGCCCCAAAGCGCUUUCAAUGUCCUCACUGUGCGCGCGCUUUUGCUCGGGCAUUCAACUUGAAUACACACAUUGCGACGCACGAUCCCGACCCAAAGAGGUCGAAGCCUUACACGUGUCCCUAUCCAGCGUGCAUCGCGCUGGGGGGCAGAAGCUUCAGCAGGAAACACGACUUGCAGAGGCAUGUGGCUGGCACGCACGAAUCUGAUCCUGAGCCCGAAAUCAACAAGGACGGAAGAUCUGGCGGUCUGGCUAG
Molecule: messenger RNA, 431 nt
Organism: Ceraceosorus bombacis
Lineage: Eukaryota; Fungi; Basidiomycota; Exobasidiomycetes; Ceraceosorales; Ceraceosoraceae
Source: the annotation of a GenBank genome assembly